UGGCCUAAUAACUCUAUAGAAGCUUCUCUUUCUCGAAGCAUUCGAGGAAGCGCGGCUCAACGGAUUGAUUUUCAUGUAGGACUAAACUUAGAUUGUUAGGCUUUACGUACUUUAUUUCGUUUCAGUGCUCUCGAGGCACUGUAGUGCUCUGAAUUUGAAUGGAAAGAUUUCUGGAAGUACGUUGCAAUUGUGCUCCGUCACCCUUCGGCCUCCCGUUUGAUGCCACUGGUUCAAUAUGAAAUGUGACAACAUGUAUAAUUUCAUUUCUUACAAGAUGACACCUGCGAAAAUUCAAUGGAAAUCUUAGUAACCUGAGAGUGGAUAAGAUAAUUAGACACGUUGCCGCAGUUUGACUAUUACUACCGGUUCUUUAUCCAUCGUUGAUUGAUACUUCUAUGUGGUACUACGCCUCCGAUCCCAUGACGAAUAGUAGCUUUAUUUUGGUCUUAGUUCAGAGCUGGUAUUCGUGCAGCUAGCCCUCCUCACGUGUUUGCGCGGAGCUGAAGUGGUUGCUGUGUAGUGUAUUGGUUUUCGGUAGUGGCUCCACUAAUUCUAUUAACCUGUUGUUUGUAUCACGAACACUGACAAUGACGCGGUUAAUGGAUCUCUCACAAAAAUUUCACGAGGAACUAGCCGCCGUCAUAGAGAUCGUGUCGAAUCGGGCUACAGCGAACUCAUACAGGAGGUCUGCGAAGAUUGAUGCAAUACCUACGACCGAAUUCUUUAAAAAGCUGUACGGAAAACGCAAAGCUGAGUCUUCGGGCGCACCGGCCAAAAAGGUCAAAAAAACCGAAGCUUCCAGUGAAUCUUCUGAUUCUGAAUCUCACAAGGCAGGCCCCAAAAAGACGGCCACCUUGGGACUUAAAUCUGUGGCUAAAGACGACUCAUCUUCUGAUUCAAAUUCUGACGAAGAGAAAUUCGAAGCAGUUUCUGGUCCAGUGAAGCCAGUGGUGAAGGCUCCUCCAAAUAAUGCUGAGUCAUUGGACUCCGACUCGGACUCUGAAGAAGAUCCGAAGAAGAUUCUUUCCUCAACAAAAGGCUCUGACAUUGUAAAAGAUGCUCCUAAAAAGAUGGUUAUAUCUGCUAAGCAAGUUGCAAAGUCGUGCGUCAAAAAGGAUGACUCCUCUGAUUCAGAUUCAAGUUCCGAGCAGGAUACUUCAAAGAAACCCAUCACUCCGGCAAAAUCAGUGCCAAAAACAUUUGUUCAGAAAACUCAAUCUUCCGAUUCUGACUCUGAUUCUGCUGAAGAGCUUUCCAAAAAACCUACCCCAAUUAAACCUGUAAUGAAGGCAAAAAAGGAUGAGUCUUCUGAGUUAAAACCUGGUUCAGAUGAAAAAAAACCUAAGAAAGUUGUUACCUCGGCUAAACCGUCUCUAAAGGCUCUUACAAAAAAAAAUGAGUCCUUGGGUUCUUCGAAAAAGGUAGUGACUGCUGCAAAUUUUGCUAGUAAGGCUUUUACGACAAAAGAGGAGUCUUUUGAUUCAGAUUCAGACUCUGAAGAAGAAAAGGCUCCUAAAACAGCAGCUAUUUCAGGAAAAGUUACUGAUAAGGUUUUUACAAAGAAAGACCAGUCUUCAAAUUUUAAAUCACAAGAGCAACAACCUACUAGGAGGGUAGUCACUCCAACAAAAACACUUAAGGCUCCUAUCAGAAAGCAAGAGUCCUCAGACUCCGAAGAGGAGAAGACUUCUAAAAAAGUAGUGGUUUCUACAAAACCUGCAAAAAAAAUUGGUGCGAAAGUGAAUAAGUAUUCGGGUUCAGAUUCAGAUUCAGAGGAGGAACAGUCUCCAAAGAAAACGGUCAUUCCGGAAAAAACACAAGUAAAAACUCCUAAAAAAGACACGUCCUCAGAUUCAGACUCUGAAGAAGAAAAGGCUUCUAAAAAAAUGGUACCACUCGCAAAGCCUGCAGUAAGGGCUGCUUCAAAGGAAGACGACUCCUCGGAUUCGGAUUCAGAUUCGCAAGAGGAAGAAAUUUCCAAGAAAAGGCUCAUUCUGGCAAAACCUCCGGUUAGGGCCCCUGUCAAAGAAAGCGAGUCCUCAGAUUCAGAUUCCGAAGAGGAGAAAGCUCCUAAAAGGAUAGUCAUUCCAGUAAAAACUGCUGUAAAGAAACAGGAGUCCUCGGAAUCCGAUUCCGAUUCAGAAAAGGAACAGCCUCCUAAAAAAGUUGUCCCUCUGGCAAAACCUGUAGUAAAAGCCUCUGUGAAAAAAGAUAAGUUUUCAGGUUCGGACUCUAGUGAGGAAAAGGCCCCCAAAAAGGUAGUUACUUCGGCGAAACCUGUUGCUAAAGCUUUUACAGUGCAAAGCAAAUCUUCGGAUUCGGACUCUGAUGACGAACAGGUUCCCAAAAAGGCAGUCACUUUGGCGAAACCAGUUGCUAAGGUUGCCAUAAAGGAGAACGCAUCCUCAGAGUCGGACUCGGACUCGGAUUCCGAUGAAGAACAGGUUCCCAAAAAGAUAGCCACUUCGGCAAAACCAGUUGCUAAGGUUGCCACAAAGGAGAACACAUCCUCAAACUCUGACUCCGAUGAGGAACAGAUUCCCAAAAAGGCAGUCAUUUUGACGAAACUAGUUGCUAAGGUUGCCACAAAGGAGAAUGCAUCCUCGGAGCGGACUCGGUCUGAUGAAGAACAGGUUCCCAAAAAGGGAGUCAGUUCGGCGAAACCAGUUGCUAAGGUUUCUACAAAAAAGAACGCAUCCUCGGAUUCGGAUUCGGAUUCCGAUGACGAACAGAUUCCCAAAAAGGCAGUCACUUUGACGAAACCAGUUGCUAAGGUUGCCACAAAGGAGAAUGCAUCCUCGGAGACGGACUCGGACUCUGAUGAGGAACAAGUUAAUAAAAAGGCAGUUACUACGGCGAAACCAGUUGCUAAGGUUGCCACAAAAAAGAACGCGUCCUCGGAGUCGGACUCGGCCUUCGAAGAGAAACAUGCUAUUAAGAAAACGAUCAUCCCAACAAAACCAGUAGUAAAAACAUCUGUGAAAAAGUGUGGUUCCUCAGAUUCGGAUUCAACCACCGAUGAGGAAGCAUCUAAGAAGGCUGUGACCUUGGCUAAACCUCCGGUUACAGUUGCUGCCAAAAAAAUUGAGUCUCGUGAUUCGGACUUCGAGUCAGACGAGAAGCCUCAAAAAAAGAUCCCCUUCGCAGCGAAGCCAACAGUAAAGGCUGCUGCAGAAAAUAGUGAGUCAGACUCUGAUUCCGAAGAAGGGACUUGUAAAAAGACAGUGACUCCUAAGCCAUCAAUAAAAAUCUCUGUAAAGAAGGAUGACUCUUGUGAUACAGCUUUGGUAUCCGAAUGUAAACCGGUCAGAAAGAGCGUUGGCUUUAAGCCUUUCGAAAAGGUUUCAGCACAGAAGGAUAAAACCUCUGAUUCGGAUACAGAUUCCGAGGAAGGGGGUCUCGAAAAGAUCUCAACAAAACCUUUUGCAAAGGCCCACACAAAAAAGGAUGAGCCCUUAGAUUCAACUUCGAAUUCUGGAAAAGAAAGUCCUAAGAAGUUUGGAACACCAGCCGCCAACUCAGUCGUGAAAAGCGUUCCUAAUGGGGCAAAAAUAAACGGCUACAAAGCAAUAAAGCGGUCCACCACAUCUCCCUCAUCAAGUGACACUGAAACUGAAAACGAAAAAGGAAAGGUGCCAGUAGUUAAUCAGAUCAUCAAAAGAAAAGCGGAUGAGCGUGAUGAGUCAGAGAGCAGCGAAGAAAUCAAGACGACGGCGCCUCCAUUAAAGAAGAGCGCAUUGCAGUCGUCGAACGUUGUCAAGAACUCUGCAGCACAUCAACCGCGUAAUAGUCCGUAUCGACGCGUGCGUGCUGAGGAGAUCAAGGUUGACCCGCGCUUGGCGGACAAUUCUUACGAGGCUAAAAUGAACGCGCACGGCAGCAAUUUCGGUGCACGAGCCAAUCAGGUCUUGAAGCAGGUUAAGGGACGCGACUUCCGACAUGAGAAGACCAAGAAGAAGCGUGGAACGUACAGUGGGGGUCAGAUAGAUACUGGGGUCAACUCAGUCCGGUUCGACUCCGACUAAAAGCAUGUUCACUACUUGAAUGCUCGCAGGCUGAUGAAAAUGAAAUAGCUAUAAGAACUGAGCAAGAAUGGUGUGAGUUUGUGGCAUGAGAGUUGUGUGGGCUAUCUUCACUUAGUAUCCUCGUUAGCUUGUGUAUAUAUUUUCGUUCAGCACAUACGUUAUGUAGAGAUGUCACACAUGUAUUUAUAUAUCUGUAUUCAGCAUACACAUAGGCCUCGAAUUAAAAACCCGAUAACCAUAAUUACGAUUUUGCUUUCCCGUAAAAGCUGCUAUAUAUUUGGUGCAUAAGCAACUUUCGCACGUAUCAAAUGUAACUGUUAACUAUUAAACAGUGCUAUUGAAGUUGUCAAUUAACAAUCCGACUAGCUCGAUAAAGCCGAUAAGAUCCUUUAUGGCUAAAGGAGUGUUCUCCGCUUUUGUGUACAGUAUGUAUAAUCCGAAUAAAGCAGCUGACAGGCAUCGUUGCGGGCUGUUCAUGUCAUCGGAUCGUCGACAAUUUCGGGGUUAAUACUUUUUAUACGCAAUCUUUUUCCAACAGAUUGUAUAUGCUGUACACGUAUGUAUGUAAGGAACUACUUGACAGUGCGAACUCAGAAUCUUAAACAACGUGAAAAAAAGCGUCUAGAACCGGCACAUUGGCAAAAUGAUGUCUCAUGAUGAGCUUUUUUUCACCCUUUCUUAAUAGAUUUUUGCGUUGAGGCAAAGCUAAUUAAUAAACAUACAACUAAUGUGUUAAUAUUCUCCAAUA
Molecule: messenger RNA, 4773 nt
Organism: Varroa destructor (honeybee mite)
Lineage: Eukaryota; Metazoa; Arthropoda; Arachnida; Mesostigmata; Varroidae
Cellular component (GO): nucleoplasm; nucleolus
Source: RefSeq, a predicted model, not a curated record